CGUCACAUCAUUUAGAAGAAAAUAAUGUUCUAGAUGGAUAUUUUCUUCCAAAUGAAGUAGAUCUUCAUCAGGUGAUUGUAUUGCCAAAAGCAGAAUGGGAAAGGAUUCAGGGCAAUAUUGGCAGCAGAACUAGAGAAGCAGCACGCAUCCUUGCUGAGAAGAAAGAACGGGAAGAAAUGCACUUACGCUCCAAAGCGGCUGUAAAAGACUGGCCCAAUACCAUUAUGGGCCUGGCACAACGGAAACUUAAAGCCAAACAAUUACGUGAAGAAAGGGAAGAGGAGGAAAGAAAGUUACUUGAUUUGGAAGAAGAACAGUUCCAAGCAGCAAAACGGAAGGAAGCUAUUGAUAAAGCAAAAACCUACCUAUACUAUCAGAAUGAAAGAGUGAAAGGGUUGCAUAGUGCACUUCUACUUGCUGAGGUCCUAAAAGAAAGAGAUGCUCAAGUUGAAUUUAAAAAGUUAAAGUCAGAUGUUAACAAAAAGAAGGAUGAAGAAAAGGAACAUGAACGUAAAGAAACUAUUCUCAGAGAGCAAGAAAAGGCACAUCAGCAUUAUAUGAAUCAACAGGCACUACGCAGAGAUCAGCUGGAACAAAUAAAGGAGCACAAGCAUCAGGCAGAUCUGGCCAAGCUAGAAGACAAAAAGGAAGGAGAACAAAUACAGAGAUUGAACCAAUUGUACCAAAUGGAAAUUCAGAGAAGAAUGGAAAAGGAACAGGAGGAAAAAGUUGAACGCCAGAGGCUGUAUCACGAGCAUGUAACUGACCAGAAAAUGAUCAAAGCAGUAGAGGAACAAAAACAAAUGGAAGAAGAUGAUCGGAUUAAAGCUCAUUUUAAAGCAAAGGAAACUAUUGCCAAGCUGGUAAAAGAGAAAGAAGCUGAAAUGCGUAGACUAACACAGGAACAUCAGGACAAAAUCGUUAGCCAAUUAGCUGUACAAAUGAAUGAGGCAUUAAAGAGGGAAGAUGAUCAUCUUGCUAGAGACAUUGCAAAAAAAGAAGCUGAACAAGAAAAAAAACGCAAAGAGAAAGAAGCAAAAGAAAAGGCAGCCAUUGAAUCUAUUGCUGAACAUAGAGCCACUGUGAUGAAAGUGGAAAAGGAGAGAGAGGAAAAAGAAGAGGGUAAAAAAGAACUUAAUGAGUUAAUGGAAAAGAACCGCAUCUACCUGGAAAUGGAAAAAGCCAAGAAACAAAGACAACGUGAUGCAAACAUGGAAGUACAGAAAAUUCAGGUCCAGCAAAUGUGCAUACAGAGCAGUGGUGCAAGUCAAGGCUGGUUUGCAAUGACAGAUCACAUCCUGUCCUGUACCAUUAUGUACCACUACUGCUGCCCUCUUGUAUCUUCUGGGCAGGUCACCAAAGAGCAGCAGCUGAUGCUGAUGUUCACUCAGCUAUUCAACGUACCCUUUUUGUGGGGGGAAAAGCAAGCAGAUUUGGACUAUGAUGCUCAGAGAGAGGUUAUUGCACUUUGUAAGGAACAUGAAUUUCAGAGCUAUGCAAAGCAAGUAAUUGAAUCAGAGUCCAAAACUACACAUCAUCUUUAUCCUCUUCUCAAAGCAUCCAAAGAUGGAAGAGGACUUGGACAUGGGUCAUUUUCCAGAUGA
Fulmarus glacialis (Northern fulmar) is the source of this 1604-nucleotide messenger RNA. It is a transcript of the gene CFAP210, whose product is annotated as coiled-coil domain containing 173. The record is from RefSeq and is a predicted model, not a curated record. The annotation marks the transcript as partial. Lineage: Eukaryota; Metazoa; Chordata; Aves; Procellariiformes; Procellariidae. The transcript is spliced from 9 exons.